AUGGAAGUGACCUUGGGCAAGAUACUGAAACACUGCUGGCUUGAAUGGCUGUGCUGGCAGUUUAUGAAAGUGAUAGAAAUAGAAGCAGGUAAAGCCAUGGGUGACUGGUCUAUACUUGGUCGAUUUCUGUCUGAGGUCCAGAACCACUCUACAGUGAUAGGAAAGAUCUGGCUAACUAUGCUGCUCAUUUUCCGUAUCCUGCUGGUGGCCUUGGUGGGUGAUGACGUCUACAGUGAUGAGCAGUCCAAGUUCACCUGUAACACUCAGCAGCCUGGGUGUAGCAACGUUUGUUAUGACACCUUUGCUCCUGUUUCACAUCUACGAUUCUGGGUUUUCCAAAUUGUGCUGGUCUCCACCCCAUCCAUCUUCUAUAUAGUUUUUGUUCUGCAUAAGAUUGCCAAGGAUGAGAAGCUGGAUGGCCGAAGAGUUCAGGUGGGAGCCCAGAGACCUCUCAGACAGAGAUGUGGUCACAUGGGAAAUGAUGGCAUGGACGCCCUGAUGGUUGGCAUGCCCACCUACUGUCCUCAUUACACUGAGGAAUGGGACGUGAGGGAGAGGGAUGAAGUAGAGCAAAGCUUUCUGCAAGAAGAUAAUGGUGAAGUUGGAGAGGACCCCACCCAGCAGUCCAACCAAGUUCUGCUCAUCUACAUCCUUCAUGUGUUGCUACGAUCUGUCAUGGAGAUCACCUUCUUGGUGGGCCAGUAUUUCCUCUUUGGAUUUGAGGUGCCUCAUCUGUACCGCUGUGAAACCUACCCUUGUCCUACUCGUACAGACUGCUUUGUAUCACGUGCCACUGAGAAGACCAUCUUCCUUAACUUCAUGUUCAGCAUCAGCCUGGGCUGCUUUGUGCUCAACAUUGCAGAGCUCCACUACUUGGGCUGGGUCUACAUUUUUCGCAUCCUCUGCUCAGCUUGCUCAACCUGCUGUCAGGAGAGGGACACUGUCAAACUGUACUUAAACCACAACCCCCUCUUGCUGCAGCUCAGGCAUUCUCUGAGGGGCCAGUUUGUUCUGCAGACCCCAGCAACCAUGGCCCCAGAGAAGACUGGAGUUCUGCUUACACACACCCCAUCUAUAUCUUUUGAGACGGACUCAACUGUGGAAUGCACCUCCAAGAGAAGUCCAGAGAGCAGAGACAAAGUGAAGGUCGAGCUGGCCAACAUGGCCAGGCUGGGACGUGCUAAGAAGUCUUGGCUAUGA
Messenger RNA from Scophthalmus maximus (turbot), 1200 nucleotides. RefSeq names its product gap junction delta-2 protein-like. The transcript is spliced from 2 exons. Gene Ontology annotation, biological process: cell communication. Gene Ontology annotation, cellular component: connexin complex. The record is from RefSeq and is a predicted model, not a curated record. Lineage: Eukaryota; Metazoa; Chordata; Actinopteri; Pleuronectiformes; Scophthalmidae. The coding region runs from base 1 to 1200 and encodes 399 amino acids.